AUGAAGAAACGCAAAAGCGAGAACCUCGGGAAGCUCAUGACCAACCUGAGAACCACCCACCCUCACUUUGUGCGCUGUUUGAUUCCCAAUGAGAGCAAAACACCCGGUGUGAUGGAGAACUCACUGGUCAUCCACCAGUUGCGCUGUAACGGGGUGCUGGAGGGCAUUCGGAUCUGCAGGAAAGGGUUCCCCAGCAGGAUCCUCUACGGGGACUUCAAACAGAGGUACAGGAUUCUGAAUGCCAGUGCCGUUCCCGAGGGCCAGUUCAUGGACAACACGAAGGCUGCUGAGAAGCUGCUCGGCUCCAUCGAUGUGGAUCACACGCAGUACAAGUUCGGACACACUAAGGUUUUUUUCAAGGCCGGUCUCCUUGGAGCUCUGGAGGAGAUGCGUGACGAGCACUUAGCCCACGUGGUCACCUCCACCCAGGCCCUGUGUCGGGCCUACGUGGUCCGCCUGGAGUACCAGAAGAUGGUGUCCAGAAGGGAGGCCAUCUACACGGUGCAGUACAACAUCCGCUCCUUCAUGAACGUGAAACACUGGCCCUGGAUGCGGCUCUACUUCAAGCUCAAGCCUCUGUUGAAGAGUGCCGAGUCGGAAAAGGAGAUGGUCCAGAUGAAGGAGGACUUCACCAAGCUCAAGGAAGACCUGGCCAAGUCUGAGAACAAGCGGCGGGAGAUGGAGGAGAGAAUGGUCUACUUUGUGCAGGAGAAGAACGACCUCGUCCUUCAAGUCCAAUCAGAAGGGGCCAACCUGCUAGAGCGCUAGGAGCGCUGUGAGAACCUGAUCCAGGGCAAGGUCCAGAUGGAGGCCAAGCUGAAGGAGGUGUCCGAGCGGCUGGAGGACGAGGAGGAGGUGAACGCCGAGCUGACCGCUAAGAAGAGGAAGCUGGAGGACGAGAGCGCCGAGCUGAAGAAGGACAUCGAUGACCUGGAGCUCACUCUGGCCAAGGUGGAGAAGGAAAAGCACGCCAUAGAGAACAAGAUGAAGAAUCUAACAGACGAGAUCAUGAGUCAAGACGAGAACUUGGUGAAGCUGACCAAGGAGAAGAAGGCCCUGCAGGAAGCACAGCAGCAGACCCUGGACGACCUCCAGUCAGAGGAGGACAAGACCAACACACUGACCAAGGCCAAGGCCAAGCUGGAACAGCAGGUCGACGAGUACUAG
Gadus morhua (Atlantic cod) is the source of this 1167-nucleotide messenger RNA. Its product is annotated as myosin-7-like. Gene Ontology annotation, cellular component: actin cytoskeleton; myosin complex; cytoplasm. The record is from RefSeq and is a predicted model, not a curated record. Gene Ontology annotation, molecular function: microfilament motor activity; actin filament binding; ATP binding. NCBI's taxonomy places the organism in Eukaryota, Metazoa, Chordata, Actinopteri, Gadiformes, Gadidae. Gene Ontology annotation, biological process: actin filament organization. The transcript has 9 exons.